This is a messenger RNA of Striga hermonthica, 855 nucleotides long. NCBI's taxonomy places the organism in Eukaryota, Viridiplantae, Streptophyta, Magnoliopsida, Lamiales, Orobanchaceae. The record is from the annotation of a GenBank genome assembly.
AUGGAUUCAAAUCAAUCAAACACAAAGAAAGAAGAAAUCUUUCGUCUUUUUGACGAUAACCCGACUCCCGGAUUGGAAUUUCUUGAUUUCUCGGACAAAACCCUCCCGCCUCCUCCCCCAUGCCUGGAAGUUCCCGCCUCAGACACUUCACGAAACAACAUGAAGUACAGUGUGGAGCCCGUGAACACGUGCGGGCUCACGCUACUCAAGGGACGGGUGAGCACCCAGGAGGUAUUUUCAUUGGCAGAUUGGGAUUUAGUGCCGGGAAAGUACGAAGGCGGACUGAAACUAUGGGAAGGUUCACUAGAUCUAAUUACAGCCUUGAAUUCAGAAAUGAAACAUCAGAAGCUUUCAUUCAAGGGAAAGCGAGUUUUGGAGCUCGGAUGUGGGCACGGCCUUCCUGGCAUAUUCGCUUGUCUACAGGGCUCCACGGCUGUCCACUUUCAGGAUUUUAAUGUGGAAGUCCUGAAAUGCCUCACGAUUCCCAACGUGAAUGCUAAUCUAGAAAAGUGUUCUCCGGAGGACCGUACUAAUGUUGAGACGCGUUUUUUUUCUGGCGACUGGGCUGAAGUCGAGCUGGACAGGGCGGCCGGUUAUGAUGUCAUUCUCAUGGCCGAGACGGUUUAUUCUGUUCCGGCACUUCCCAAUCUUUACAAACUUAUAAAGAGCUGCCUGAGUUGUCCAGGUGGGGUCGUGUAUUUUGCGGCAAAGAAGUAUUACUUUGGCGUGGGAGGUGGGUCGAGGAGGUUUUUGUCCAUUAUUGAGAAAGAUGGUGUUUUGGCGUCUUCUCUUGUUGCGGAAGUUGCGGAUGGUUCGUCUAAUCUUAGAGAGGUGUGGAAGCUGUAUUUUAAGUAA